UCCUCUUCUGAGAAGGACGUGGCACCAUUUACAUCUCUCUCCUUCUUCUUCUUCAAAAAUCUCUUUUGAUCCUCUUUUGUCUUCCUCUUCCGUAUAAUCAUACCCAGUCUGUCUAUACACUGAUACCCGGACACACACGUCAUUAGAAGAGGAGAGAGAAUUUUGGAGAGAGAGAGAGAGCAAUGGCGUGUAGACUACCAACACAGCUGGCGACCACCCCUGGCUCUGUCGAUUACCAUGCCCAUCCACUACUAAUCAAAACGCCGUCCCAUCUCCCCUGCCGCCACGCUUUAUCCCCCAUCCGCCUCGGGCGGAGAAGAUGUUAUGUGCAACCACCAUUGAUAAGAUGUGCAGCGGCGGCGGCAGCAAAUCUAGCACCGGGGACGCCGGUGAGGGGGACGAGCAUAUUAGUAGUGGGGGCCACGGGGACACUUGGAAGGCAGAUAGUGAGGAGGGCAUUGGACGAGGGCUACGACGUCAGGUGUCUCGUCCGCCCUAGACCCUACCCGGCCGACUUCCUCCGUGAUUGGGGCGCCACCGUCGUCAACGCAGACCUAAGCAAACCAGAAACUAUCCCGGCAACACUGGUUGGCGUUCAUACAGUCAUUGACUGUGCUACUGGGCGUCCAGAAGAACCCAUUAAAACUGUAGAUUGGGAAGGAAAAGUUGCUCUAAUACAAUGUGCAAAAGCAAUGGGAAUACAAAAGUUUGUAUUCUUUUCCAUCCACAACUGUGAUAAGCAUCCUGAAGUUCCAUUGAUGGAAAUCAAGUACUGCACUGAGAAGUUUAUUAAGGACUUGGGCCUAAACCACAUCAUUAUCCGGUUAUGUGGCUUCAUGCAGGGUCUAAUUGGGCAGUAUGCAGUUCCUAUCUUAGAAGAGAAAUCUGUAUGGGGAACUGAUGCUCCUACGCGAAUAGCUUACAUGGACACUCAGGAUGUAGCUCGAUUGACAUUUAUAGCUUUGCGAAAUGAAAAAGUGAAUGGGAAGCUUCUCACGUUUGCUGGUCCUCGUGCAUGGACUACUCAAGAGGUGAUAACUCUGUGCGAAAGGCUAGCAGGACAGGAUGCAAACGUUACUACAGUGCCCGUCUCAGUUUUGAGAGUAACUCGUCAAGUUACUCGAUUGUUUGAGUGGACGAGUGAUGUCGCUGACAGAUUGGCAUUUUCAGAGGUGCUUUCAAGUGAUACCGUUUUCUCGGUCCCUAUGAGUGAGACAUACGGUCUCCUUGGUGUAGAUGCAAAAGAUGUCGUGACACUGGAGAAAUAUUUGCAGGAUUACUUCACAAACAUAUUGAAGAAACUGAAGGACAUGAAAGCACAAUCGAAGCAGGCUGACAUUUACUUCUGAAGAAUAUACCUCUCCGCCAAGGUGCAUGAAGUUGUAGUGUACGCAUUGACUUGUUUGAUAGUGCUACUAUGUUUGUAUCACUCCCCUUUGCAAAAAAGAAAAAGAGAGGAAUAUGCCCAUUCAUUCAUUAAGAAAUUUGCUUCCCUUUGGUA
Rhododendron vialii is the source of this 1501-nucleotide messenger RNA. RefSeq names its product protein HIGH CHLOROPHYLL FLUORESCENCE PHENOTYPE 244, chloroplastic. The record is from RefSeq and is a predicted model, not a curated record. The coding region runs from base 183 to 1349 and encodes 388 amino acids. Lineage: Eukaryota; Viridiplantae; Streptophyta; Magnoliopsida; Ericales; Ericaceae. The transcript has 8 exons.